AUGGAGGAGUCGUCGGUGCCCCCGAUUGACCCAGAUUUCGAGCCGCAGAGCAGACCCCGCUCCUGCACGUGGCCGCUGCCGAGACCCGACAUCUCGGCUGUCAAACCGGAGGGGGCGGAUGGCGCCGAGUCCGCCGCCGGUACCCCGCCCGCCGACGAGGACAAGACCGAGCCGCAGCAAAUCACGUCCGAGCCCGAGAAGGCUGCGGCGGCGGCCGAGGGCGGGGUCGUGGCCGGCGUGGGCGGAGCCGGCGCGACACCCCGCAAGGGAUCGUCGCGGCGCAACGCGUGGGGGAACCAGAGCUACGCGGACCUGAUCAGCCAGGCCAUCGAGAACUCCCCCGAUAAGAGGCUGACCCUGGCGCAGAUCUACGAGUGGAUGGUGAAAACAGUGCCUUACUUCAGAGACAAGGGAGACAGCAACAGCUCAGCUGGCUGGAAGAAUUCCAUCCGCCACAAUUUAUCACUCCACAACAAGUUCUUGAGGGUACACAAUGAAUCAACAGGAAAGAGCUCCUGGUGGAUGCUCAACCCAGAAGGAGGGAAGACUGGGAAAGCUCCUCGCCGCCGGGCCGCCUCAAUGGACAACAGCAGCAAACUGCUGAAGAGUCGCAUGAGGGCCAAGCAGACCAAGAAGCAGGCGGGAGCGGCCGGCCUGGGUGGCGCCGGAGGGGCACUGCAGGGUGACGGCAGCACAGGGUCAGCGGGCGCAGACAGCCCUAAUUCGUCCCAGCAGUUUCCCAAAUGGGGGGUCAACAGCAGUAGCCCCUCGUCCCGAGGCAGCCUGGACGACACUGACAUGUGGACCACCUUCCGGCCACGCACAAGCUCUGAUGCCAGCACCCUGAGCGGACGUCUGUCCCCCAUCGCUCCCGGACAGGAGGACGACGACAACCUGCCUGAGGAUGGACUGCUAGGAAGAUACACUGCCAGCAGCUUGACCCCCACCCUCACCGAGACCCUCAUGGAGGAGCUGGAUCUGAUCGACGGCCUCACAUUGAUGACGGGGCAGCAGGGAGGGGCCAGUCCCAGCACUGCCCCUCCGGCACCUCCCACUCCUCUGCCCUCCGCCUCCACUCUGCUGCCUCGAGGCCCCGGCUUCUCCUCCUUCCAUCAGCUGCAACCAUCCGGCCUCCAACAGGCCCCCACCCACACCGGGACCCAGGCCUCCAUCCCUCAGUGCGGACCCAGCAGCAAAGAGCCGUCGACCUUCAGCAACUCUCUCUUCAACCCCAUAUCCAGCUCCGGGGCUCGUGGGAGCAGCCACUACAGCAGCCACGUGCCCUCCAGUCUGGAAGCACUGCUCACCUCUGACUCCCCUCCUCCGAGUGAUGUCAUGAUGACCCAGGUGGACCCCCUCAUGCCCACUCCCGGUGGGGUGGGCCUGAUGGGUUUGGGCACAUCUGUGGUGGGCGUGAGGUCCAAACCUAAUCAGCUGCUGUUGGGUAAAGGGCUGGAGCCGAACACAGUGGCCCCCAUGGCGCUGCAGGCUCAGAUGCAGCCUCAGCAGCACCACCUUCACCAGCAGCAGCCGCAGCCGCAGCCGCAGCCACAACAACAACACCAGCAUCACUCACAGAUGGGGCUGGGGAUGAUCCUCUCAGGUAUGUCUCAGGACCUGUCACAGCUCUCUGCUCUCAAAGCCCAGCAUGCCACGGUGCCCGCUGUGGGCUCUCUACACGGAGGGCCUGUGGCCGCAGCCAAUCCCGGCGCGAGUCUGCAGGCGAUGGGUCAGUUUGGAGCUCCGUCCUGCUUCUCCACCGGUCAGGACCGACUGCCCACAGACUUGGACAUAGACAUGUUCACGGAAAACCUGGAUUGUGACGUUGAUUACAUCAUCAACAGUGACCUCAUGGACGGCGACGGCAUCGAUUUCAACUUUGACCCCAUACUGCCUGGCGGCCAAGGCUACGUAGGCCCGGCCACCACACAGGGCUCCGCUCACAACUGGGUCCCCAGCUAAUUCCUCAGCUGACCACACAAAGUUAGCCAGGAACUGAUCUCCAAUCAAGAUGACCUCACAAUAUGACAAAACAACCGGUGCAUUCCUCCUCCUUGCUGGCUGAUUUUCAAAUACAAUGCUUUUCUUGGACUUUAAAGACAGAACCAGACCUCGCUCAUGUCAUGUGCCAAGACAUGCAGAGGACAGGGAGGAGAUUCAGGCUACUAUGCACAAUUUUUCUCCCCUUUUU
Molecule: messenger RNA, 2191 nt
Organism: Xiphias gladius (swordfish)
Lineage: Eukaryota; Metazoa; Chordata; Actinopteri; Istiophoriformes; Xiphiidae
Gene: foxo4
Product: forkhead box O4
Exons: 3
Coding region: 1-1962 (653 amino acids)
Biological process (GO): regulation of transcription by RNA polymerase II
Cellular component (GO): nucleus
Molecular function (GO): RNA polymerase II cis-regulatory region sequence-specific DNA binding; DNA-binding transcription factor activity, RNA polymerase II-specific
Source: RefSeq, a predicted model, not a curated record